Messenger RNA from Xyrichtys novacula (pearly razorfish), 4090 nucleotides. The record is from the annotation of a GenBank genome assembly. NCBI's taxonomy places the organism in Eukaryota, Metazoa, Chordata, Actinopteri, Labriformes, Labridae.
AUGGAUUUAAGUUUUCUUCAAGCUCUGGAGAGAGAACGAGUCCUGGAGGUUCUUCAGAGGGACAAACAGCUGCGUAUUAUCGAAGAGGACAGGAUCAGGUGAGACCCUGCAGAGCGUUUUAAGUCAUGGUUAAAGAAAAGUGCUGAAUCAGGGCUGUGGAUUUAGCAAGUCAUGGUUUCUGAGCAGUAACAAAACAAGAUCAGUGACUUCAAAUGUUUCCUCAGGGUAACGUGUUUUAGUGUCACUUUAAAUAAAUACAUUUUCAAUCCUGAUACACACAGAGAAUGAAUAAGCUGUUUAUUCAGCCUACUUAGUUAUUAGCUGAUUGCAUUUGGUUUGGUGUGAAACUUUAAACCUCUUAGCUGCAGACUAAUCGAGAUCACCAUCACUCUAGCAGGUGAUCCUCUCAGCCUGAGCAUCUUUUCAGAUCUUUGUUAGCUACAGAAUACUCGUUCAAAAUAAAACACUGAAAUGUUAAUUUAAUGUCAUUUUCCCCUCAGGAGGAUGAAGUACGAUCUGCAGGAGCUUCGCCGAAAAGGCGCAAAGAGCUUCACGCGGCAGUACGGAGAGCGGACCUGCGCGCGCUGCCAGAGGCCGCUGGGAAAGUUCUGGAACUCUGGAGCGGUCUGCAGAGGCUGCAGUCACCGGAUCUGCAGCAGGUGUCGUGUGGGAGUGGGAGCAGCGGAGUGGAAGUGCACGGUCUGCCACGCGUACAGGUGCAGUGAAGAGCUGAAGUACCAGAUUAACGUAGAGAGUGAUGACACAGCUGAGUCAGGGGAGCUCAAAUCACAGCAGUGAGUGUGUUAGUGUGUGUGUACAGUAUGAGUGUGUAUGUGUGUGUGUGUGUGUGUGUGUGUGUGUGUGUGUGUGUGUGUGUGUGUGUGUGUGUGUGUGUGUGUGUGUGUUUGUUUUCCAGCUGUAUUCGGCUCUUUCUAUCCUGGUGGGCUUCCUCCCUCAGAAGCGGCGCUUGUUUUGACAUGUCAGAUGUUGGUGAGUGAUGUUCUCGCUCUCAGCUGUCCGUAAUAAUGUCCUCGUGUGUCUCUGCUCCUCACAGGGAGGUGAAGAUCAGGUCUGGAGAGUGGUUCUUAGAGCAGCGGGCGCUCAAGUUUGCAGUCACCACAGGUUUGUUCACGACACCAGCUCUUCACAGAUUCACAGUUUUUAGAUUUGACAUCAUUGUGAAUUUUAGAUACGUCUUGUUAUAAAGCAGUUUUACUUUAAUGAAUCGUACAAAAUUGAAGAUCUGAGUGAAGUCUGAGAUAUUUGCAGCAUAAAAUAUGACUCAGCUGUUUAAUAUAGUCAGCAUGUAGUUGUGAAGUAUUAUAAGAAAGUAGACCUCAUAUAUUAAUAAGUGUCUAACUGUUAUAUGUGAAGUUUUAUUUGCAGUCUUAUUCAAAAGUGUAGCUCUCACUCUUGUGUGUUACGUGUGUUCAUCACAGUUGUGUGUUUUUCAGAUAAAUUCGAGACAGUCGGGGAGAAACUUUUAAAGACCUACAACGUGCUGAGGUACGAGGACAGUCACAGGUUUUUCUUUUCACUUUUAAAGAGUUUUAAUUCAAGUUAUAGAAGUAAAAUCCACAGACUAACAGUUUUCCUCUUUUUUUCAGUCACAUAUCAGUCGUACCUCCAACUCCUCCUCCCCACAUGGAGUUCAGGUUCCUGAGCAGAUCUGGGGUAAAACACAGACAUUUCUCAGCCUUGAUUAGCUGUAAAAGUUUAAACUUUAUAACCUGACAGACUUUUUUUAUCUGCAGGAUUUGAAAUACUCCAAACCCUUCAACAAAUCGAUGGAGGAUCUGAUGGUUCCCGCAGUCGUUCAGCUUAAAAGUAUGUUUUCUUAAAGAGUCAAAAGAAUAAGAAAAAGUUUCUUUAAUUAAACCGGAUUUUCUUAAUCUGGUUCUUAACCGCGUACCUUCAUCCUGCUUUCUGAUCAAGCUAAAAGCAGCACUUCCUCUGGAUGUCAUAAUUACAUAAUCUUUCAAGCGAAAAGUACACAGAGUGAUAACCACAGAGGAAAUGUAUUUGAGUUAGCGUGACAAAUCAAACCGGCUCUUACCUCACUAUCAGAUCUGCAUCAGCACAAGUUUCACAGGAUGGUGAACUCCGAUAGCAUCAGCGGGUUGCUGCAAACUUUGCAAAACAAACAAACAGAAAAAAACCUGUGAUUACUCAACAACUUUAUCCACUUCAACUUUUUAUUAGAGUUCAUCACAGGAGUGGAAAUUUUUUAGUACUCAGCUUAUGCAAUCGACAGGAAAUUUCUGAAUUUUUUUUUUUUUUAGUGCAAGAUUUUUUGUUUUGAAGAAGCUUUUGGGAAACUUUACACUUAACUUUACGCUUACACUAUAUUCUCUUACUGCAGAGAUUUCUACGUCUCAGACUGACCUGCUGAGAGUCGAUGACGGACGCAGAAAUUCAAGCUUCAGCACCCAGAAGAGUCUGUCUGACACUGACAUCAACAAAUCCAAACUGGUGAGUCAGCUGGAAAAGAAAGCAGAGAUAUCUCAGUUUACCAAAACGCUGAAAGUCUCACUCUAAGAGGGCUGCUGCGAACUUAUUUAGGCUGAACUGAUACUGAUGAUGAUAUGAAUAAUCAGAAGUUACCAAAGCAGAGAAGGAACCUCUGAGAACAUUUACUGAUCUCUGCUGGUGAUGAGGGGAACAACACUGAGGACAUACCUCUUUUUUCUCAGCUCUUUAAAGUCCCCAGUCUUCCAAACCUGUUCAAGAAAAACAAAGACAGUGACCACGAGGGUUCGUCCACGGGAGCAGAAGAAGAGACGUCCGGCGGUUCUGAAUACUCAGGAGGACAGAGAGUGAGUUAGAAAACCAAAAUCCAGGGAUCGUCCUGUGAGAGCUAAGAUUGUUCUCGCCCCGCUCCACCUGUUUAUCACCGACUCUGAUGUUAAAGCGUGUCGUCUUCUCCUCCUCAGGGCAGCAUCAGCAGCCUGUUUGAGAACGUCAGCAUCUCAGGAGAGCUGGAGCUCGCUCUGAACUACAACAGCAAGUCCUCCUGUCUGGAAAUCACAGUCAGCGCCUGCAGGAACCUCACCUACGGAAACGCCAAGAAGAAGAAGUGUCACCCGUAAGACUUUUGUCUCAUACAUGUCUAUAAAACUCAGUGCUGAUGCGUGAUUCUUCCUGAAACUUCAUCCUCCUCCUGCGCUUAUUUCUCCGUGCAGAUUUGUCAAACUCUGUGUGCUGCCAGAAAAGAGCGGCAAAAUGAAGACAGCAGUCAAGAGAUACACGACAGAUCCGGUUUUUAAUGAAGUUCUCAAGGUAAAAGGACUGACUUCAUUUCUAUCAGCUGUUUAUGAAGCUGUUUCGACAAUAACAGAGCAGAAGAUACAAAAAAUAUACAAACUGCCUUAAAUCUCAUAAAUUUGCAAGUCUAAUUCUGUUAAAUUACGACUUUAUUGUUGUAAAUUUGGGACAUUUUAUUCUCAUAAAAUUUGAUUUAACUUCUUGUGAUUCUGAGUUUAUCCCUUCACAUAUUCAUGACUUUAUUUUUGGAUCUCAGUCAAGCUGUGAUUUCCAAACCAAACCCGCUGACACUCAGCUUCUCUCUGCCGUCUUAGUUUCACGCUUGACUUCAAAAUUCACGUUUUUUUUCUCCUUGUUCUGACAGUAUCACAUAGAGCGCCCCCUGCUGUUCGGAAAGAGACUGCAGGCCUCCGUUUGGCAUUCAGGGACUCUGAAGAGGAAGGUGUUUCUCGGCGAGGUCCUGAUCCCUCUGGACGGCUGGAGGUUCGAGGACAAGAUCGCCCAGCGCUUCAACUGGUACCCGCUCUGUCCAAAGGUAAACAUCAGAGAAAUGAUCAGAGGUUGGCCGUCCGUUUUCUUAAAUACUCGACCCCAGCCAAGCUAAGGUUAGUGAGGCAAACUAAAGGCCUGCUGUAGCUUCACAUGACCCCACAGAGUCUUCUCGUCUUACUCUCAUAAAACACUAAAUAAUUUCCACAAAUUUGAGGUUUUUGACCAACAGAAGAAAAAGAAAAAAAGGUGACAGAAAAAGGAAACUGAGUGUGACUGUGUGACUGUUUUUUCUCAGACUGAGAGUCCAGAAGAGGGCGCUGUGGAGCAGGACUAA